CCUUCAUCCAUAGCUCUCUCAAAUCCGCUGCAUACAUAUCCUUCACCUUCCAAAAAGCCUUCGAGUGAUUCAUAUGCUUGCAAUGCGCCAGCUCAUGCACCAUGACCAUCAUAACGCACCUAUCGGGCAGCCAUUCACCCUUUCGAUUUCUCAGCACUAGUUGUAUGACUUCUCCAGCGUUAAAGUUGCGGCCGACGAAUUCGUUGUUGAAGGGGAAUUCUUCGAGGGCUUGGACUAGGAUCAUGUGCUUUUUCAUGAAGGGGUAGCAGAUUGCGGCGACGCGGUUGAGGAUGGCUUCGGCCGUUGGGGAGGUCAGGCCAGGGAGCGGCUUGAUGAAGUUGAUGAGCGCAUUAGGUCGUUGAGUGCGCUCGUUGAGACGCUCGAAACCGAGGGGCAUUUUGGGUCGGCUGCCGGAACCGACCACAAGAUGAGAUGGGGCGUGUGGGAAGUCGGAGUCGGGAUGGCGAAAUAAGUCGUUGCCGAAAAGCCAAGGCACAGUCAAAAGAACAUAGGCUGAAGGUUGAAAACGGAACGAGGAAGAGUGGAAGGAAGGGGGGACGUGAUCCGCAGCUCGGACUGGCUUUAGCUCACCCUUACCACUUCCUCGGUUCUCUCAUCCACCACCUCUCUUUCACUGCACUUCUCCCGCCAUACGGCAUGCUUUCAGCCAUCGACACUGGCACGCUUCCUUCUCUCGCAAUCGCGAUGGGUACGGGAUUUCCCCAUUUCUCGUCCAGAAUUCUGUAUUGUGGACUGAGGGUCCGAAAAGCUAUGUUGAUUGGGAAGCCCAUCGUAGAGCCCUCCGGCUUACACUUACCUUACGUACUAUCUACGGCUAUUCGUUUAUGUUUCUAUGACAAUCCAGACACAACUCUGCAUUUUCCAUUAUGCCAAAUCCUCUCACUACUGCUCAUAUCUCUAAAGCCAGGAUCCGCACCGAGCCCCCUUUCGUACUUUGCUUUCUCUGUAAGUUUAGGUGUUGGUGCAGCGGAACUCAUGUGCCUCAUCGCUCCAUUGAACGCUUUGCUAUGCCGACGUGCGAACACGAAGUCCUGGCCUAGCUACAAGGCAAUCUAUCGAAGUGUGCUGAAAGCGACAGGUCUCAGAACGAUCUUCCUAGAACUACGGCCUAGUUAUUUCGAGGGUUUUCAUCGAAUAAGCAUACUUUCCAAGCUGGCAUUACCAGUCGUCCAAGUUGAUCCCACAAUCCUCAACAAACUUGCUUUUCCUUUAGAGAUCUAG
Lindgomyces ingoldianus is the source of this 1242-nucleotide messenger RNA. RefSeq lists its product as uncharacterized. The transcript is spliced from 8 exons. The coding region runs from base 433 to 1242 and encodes 269 amino acids. The record is from RefSeq and is a predicted model, not a curated record. NCBI's taxonomy places the organism in Eukaryota, Fungi, Ascomycota, Dothideomycetes, Pleosporales, Lindgomycetaceae.